UGUUUGCUCCCUUGCUCGCAUUGCCGUUGCCUAUGGACACCAUCUCCACAUACAUAUUACCCUAAUUGUCCUCCCACCUCCGCAUUAUUAUCCCUUCAAGCCUCCUAUAUGCGAAUCGAAUGAGCUCAACUGUGGCGAAUUCACUCCAAAAGCACGACAUUUGACCGAAGAUGGCAGGGAUUCACAAGCGAUUCGAGUUGCCCGCACAGCGGGCGAACAAAGAAUUCGAAUGGCUCGAACCCUCCUACGAUGAUGUCUUUGACCAAUAUAUCAAUGCAGACCUCUUUGGAGCGACAGACGAGAAUUCAUUCGCUGGACCAAGUUCAGAGGAGUUUUCGAAGUUGUUUAGCUCCACAGCCUUGACCAGCGACCAGUCACCACCGAAUUUAUCGUCGCCGUACUUCGCAAGUACCUUACCCCACUGGCCGCAUAACGAGUAUGCCGAACUUGGGGCAGCCUCGCCUCAAUUUAAUGCAUCCCAUCAGCCUAUCUACCCGAAAUCUAUAGGACGCGGCUCUCUAUCGACGUCUGAUAUUCCAUUCAGCCUUAAGAGCAACAACCUUCAAAAGGCAGAGCCCGCCCACUUUGGAUCAACACCCUCCUCACCUUCCCUAACACAUUAUAAAAAUCAGUCCCGCCUCUCUUCUGCAAUUCGAUGUGCACUGCGGCAACAGAGUCGUGGAGCAGUCGAAAAGUCUCAGUGGAAGAAUUCCCCCAAGUCUCUCCAACCGCCCAAGAUGCUCUCGCCGAACCAUUACCGUCCUCGACAUCCCGAAACGUGGGCUGCCCGCAUUGAACAGGCGGUAGAUUCAUUCCCACAGGAUUUUCAGAACAGCCCGUCCUCGCCUGUACCAAAGGAGUUCCCUCGACUAUCGCGCCAGCAGUCGAGAACCCUCAGUGGACAAGCUAGCUUCGACCACCUGCUUUCGCCUUUAUCGACGACAUAUUCUCUGCCUUUACAAGGCCAAUCGACACCGGUGACCUCGCCAACUACCGACUCGAGCGAUUCUCGUCGAAUAUCGACUCAGGUAUCCCCGACUUCAUUGUAUGAGAAUGCCGCUCAGAACUCCCUGCAAACACCACCACAGACGAAAUCGAUCCCAAUAUCUCCUUGGACCUCUGCUCCAACUUUCGAUUCCAACUUCGGCUUUCCAAACUCGAAUGCUUUCUCGAUGGACAAGGCUGGAAGUUCAAAUUUGCAUUGGUGGGAAGCAGUUAGCGCCGGACACCCAAGCAGCCAAUCAGGGCCGAUGGUAUCUGCCCCAUCGCAUCUAUUCGACGACACUGCCUCCACCAGCCUUGCGACACAGGGUCUGAUGAUACAAUGCGAACCGCCGGCCUCUUUGGGAAUCGACAGUCUUCUGCAGCAGUCGCUGCCCAGGCAAAACUCACCGGCCACGUUGCAUCAAAUCCAAACCGCGUCCUUCCCUGCCUCGCCUCUCGCCCUCAACGGCUCGACUCCGUAUCUGCGGCACCCGCCCAACCGAAUGCGUGCACAUGGGCAACGUACCGGAGGUGUCGGCAGUUCUAGCGGAGCCCAUGAUCUCUCCCCGGCGUCCUCCCGACAGCCGCGUGCCACCACCCGAGAAGGUUCUGCCUCUCCGCCUCGUCCCCGCCGCGCUUCCACGAGGCCGCCUGGUGCGGGGACGCAGCGUCGAAAGAGCGGCCACGGGCAAGGCCACGGGCAGAGCAAGAGCAUGUGCAACGGAGCGGGGGGAUCAUGGUUUGUGAAUUUCACGCCUGACGACAGCAGCAAGAUAUUGAACGGGGUGGCUCCGUCAGGAUCAUCGAAGACGAAGGCAAGGCGGGAGAAAGAGGCGGCGGAUAGGCGGAAGAAGCUCAGUCAGGCAGCGGCCAAGCUGGUUAUGGCGGCUGGGGGGGAUCUGGACGCGUUGGAGAAGGAGGGAUUGCUAGCUCCUUGAUGCGCGGUAGCAAUUUUGUUUCGGGCAUGGUUAGUUCAUUUGAGGACGGGUUAGCGCUGGGUGGUGAUUUGAGUUGAUCGAUACCAACACAGCAAGUACUACCUGAGAAUAACUUUGAAUCAAAAGAAGACUCUCUCAAACUAUCUCUAUUCGCUGAUUGGAACUAUAUUGUGGAUGCACGUGAUCCUCAUCAUUCGAAUAUCGAGCAGAGCUCAAUGGAAUUCUUCAGUAAAUCCAGUGCAUCCCUCCCGAGACUCUUCGCGACGAGAUUCUACCCUACGUAUGCUCGUAUAAAUGUAUUCAGAAACUAGAUCCAUGUAAGCUGAUGCAUUUUCUAGACGUCACAUGGGUUACAUACACCAUCCGCCACUGUUCA
Molecule: messenger RNA, 2298 nt
Organism: Eremomyces bilateralis CBS 781.70
Lineage: Eukaryota; Fungi; Ascomycota; Dothideomycetes; Eremomycetales; Eremomycetaceae
Exons: 1
Coding region: 171-1922 (583 amino acids)
Source: RefSeq, a predicted model, not a curated record